CCCUGGGCUGGCGACCAGGCCCGAGCAAUCGGCGGCCGAGCGGGGCGGGGCUCAGAGCGGAGGCGGCGGCCGCGAGGGCGGGGCGGCCGGACCUCUCUGCGCCCCCGGACCUCGCGGGACCGCAGCGGCGCAGGAAGAAGUCCCCAAGGAGACUUUGCCAUAGGAGUUCACAGAAAUAUUGAAAUGUCAGGUUCCACGCCAUUUAAGACGAGAUUAGUUCAUUUAGACCUUAAAGGAGCUCCACCAAAGGUCUCGUACCUCUCAGAGAUUUUUCCUCUGUUCCGUGCACUAGGUGCAAACGGCCUCCUCAUUGAGUAUGAAGACAUGUUUCCCUACGAGGGCCCUCUGAGGCUGCUGAGGGCCAAGUACGCCUACAGCCCCUCUGAAAUCAAAGAGAUCCUGCAUCUGGCUGGACUCAAUGAGCUGGAGGUGAUUCCCUUGGUGCAGACAUUUGGACACAUGGAGUUUGUGCUGAAGCACGCGGCCUUCGCCCACCUGCGGGAGGUGGGCCCCUUCCCCUGCACCCUGAACCCCCACGAGGCAGAGUCCCUGGCGCUGGUGGGCACCAUGAUCGACCAGGUCCUGGAGCUGCACCCAGGCGCCCAGCGGCUGCACGUCGGGUGUGAUGAGGUCUAUUACCUCGGAGAGGGGGAGGCCUCGCGCCGGUGGCUGCAGCAAGAGCAGAACAGCACAGGGAAGCUGUGCCUGUCACACAUGCGGGCGGUGGCCAGCCGCGUGAAGUCCCGGCGCCCCGGCGUAACACCCCUGGUGUGGGACGACGUGCUCAGAGACCUGCCUGAGGACCAGCUCGCAGCGUCCGGGGUGCCGCAGCUGGUGGAACCAGUGCUCUGGGACUACGCGGCCGACCUGGAUGUGCACGGCAAAGUCCUCCUCAUGCAGAAGUACCGGCGGUGCGGCUUUCCACGGCUGUGGGCAGCCAGUGCCUUCAAGGGUGCCACAGGGCCCAGCCAGGCCGUGCCCCCUGUUGAGCACCACCUCAGGAACCACGUGCAGUGGCUGCAGGUGGCGGGCAGCGGGCCCACGGACUCACUGCAGGGCAUCAUCCUGACCGGCUGGCAGAGGUACGACCACUACUCUGUGCUGUGCGAGCUGCUCCCUGCAGGAGUCCCGUCCCUGGCCGCCUGUCUGCAGUUGCUUCUACGCGGAGGAUUUGAUGAAGAUGUUAAAGCGAAAGUGGAGAACCUUCUCGGGAUUUCCAGCCUGGAAAUAACGGACCCUGUUAGGCAAGCACCCUGCAGCCCUCCCCGUCCCCUUCCUCCCUUCCCCUCCCCCUGGAGACAGCUGUUCUCAGCAGGGCUCUCCGCAGGGAGGGGGCCGGCUCUUUCCCUGGCAGCAACAUCCUUGCCCUUGUCACACAAGUCAGCCUCCAUCUGCGCAGCUCUGUGGACGCACUGCUGGAGGGCAACAGGUAUGUCACUGGCUGGUUCAGCCCCUACCACCGCCGGCGGAAGCUCAUCCACCCGGUCAUGGUUCAGCACAUCCAGCCCGCAGCGCUCAGCCUCCUGGCGCAGUGGGGCACCCUCGUGCAGGAACUGGAGGCUGCCCUGCAGCUGGCUUUCUACCCAGAUGCCGUGGAGGAGUGGCUGGAGGAAAACGUGCACCCUAGCCUGCAGCGGCUGCAAGCUCUCCUGCAGGACCUCAGCAAGGUGUCCGUCACCCCGCCACCACCCACCAGCCCUGGCAGGGACACUCCUCAGGACCCCUGAGGGGAGAGCUCGUGCCGGGGGCUCCUACUGUGGGCUGGGGGGCUCUGCGCUGCCAACUGUCGGCCUGGGUAAUAGAGGCCCACGUGGGUGUCGUGCCCUCUGGCCCAGCAGUCUUGCCCACACUCAGUUCCUGAGGGCCCUGGGCACCCCCAGGGGAGAGACUAGAAAACACAGAAGCAGCACAGGGAGACUCGCUUUGUAAUCUGCACGUGUGACACCGAUUCUUCGGAAAUAAAGAGUGGAAGGUGUGGGUGACA
Molecule: messenger RNA, 1984 nt
Organism: Symphalangus syndactylus (siamang)
Lineage: Eukaryota; Metazoa; Chordata; Mammalia; Primates; Hylobatidae
Gene: HEXD
Product: hexosaminidase D
Biological process (GO): carbohydrate metabolic process
Molecular function (GO): hexosaminidase activity
Source: RefSeq, a predicted model, not a curated record